Umbelopsis ramanniana AG is the source of this 2600-nucleotide messenger RNA. RefSeq lists its product as uncharacterized. The coding region runs from base 31 to 2481 and encodes 816 amino acids. The transcript has 3 exons. Lineage: Eukaryota; Fungi; Mucoromycota; Umbelopsidomycetes; Umbelopsidales; Umbelopsidaceae. The record is from RefSeq and is a predicted model, not a curated record.
GUUCAACUCGAACGAGAUUUAUGUUUAAUAAUGGGCUCUUCCGCCAAUAAUCCGAUACUAUCCCACUUGGUAUUUUGGAUUUCAUUUGCUGUCGUUAUCCUGGCAGCCUUUGCAAGGUUUUUCAUAGAACCAUAUGACAAGGAAAGAUGUUCAAGCGUCCUUACCGAUGGCUGGUGGCUAGACUCUUCAUACAAGAACUGGCAACCUGCUGGAUGUAUGAUGCAUACCUACAAGCCCCAAGAAAUUGAGGAUUGUUUUACUGGCACUCGGAUUCUUUUUGUUGGUGAUUCAGUCGUCCGCAACCAGUUUUACGGAGUAGCAAAGCUCAUCAAUCCUGAAGUAGAUACAUCUGGAGAAAAGCAUACUGAUCGUCGGCUCGGAUAUGAAGAGGCAGAAUUUACACUGGAAUUUUGGUGGGACCCAUAUCUCAACUCCACAAGAACCUUAUCCAUGUUAGAGGGUCAAGAUUCAGACAAAGCCCCGAACCUUGUGGUCUUUGGAACUGGACUAUGGUAUCUUCGCUAUGAAGGUGAAGAUGCGUUCAGUGGAUGGAAAAGUGCUGUCGAUAAAGUGUUUGAUGCUGCCAAAAUGCCAAGCCCCAUCGCCCACAGCUUAUUGUUGUCGCCUGUCGAAGAGCCUGAUUAUGAUCAUCUGAAUCAAGAUCGUGCAGUUACCAUCCGCCCUGAUGCUGUCCAGAUGAUGAACUCUUAUCUUAAGGAUCAAGUUUCAAUUGUGAAGCCCUCUCCAGCUCGCCUUGUCGUUCCGUUUGCCUGGAAUUUGAUGAGCGAAAAUGUUGGCGAUGUCUCUAGUGACGGCUUGCACUUUAAUCCCAUCAUCACCGCCAUGCAGGCAGAGAUCUUGCUCAAUUUCAAAUGCAAUGACCAGCUUCCCAAGAAAUUCCCUAUGGAUCACACAUGCUGCUACCGAUACCCAAUCACUCGAUGGUAUCAAAAUGUCAUCUUCUUUGUCAUUCUUAUCUGCGUACCAUUUGCGCUAUAUAUGCGGUCUUCCGAGAAACCGCUGUUCAAUUCUUCAUUAUACAGAUUGAUCCCUUCUGAGAAGGCACUGACAGCUGCAUUUAUGUUUGGUAUUGGAGUGGUUUAUAUGUACUUUUGCGAUCGUACCACCUUGUUUGCAAAGGCACAAAAACAGUUUGACCCAAAUGUAUUCGGAAUCCUGAUUCUCGUAACCUUGGCAGCUGGAAUUGUCACCAUGAAGAGCAGCAAGCGGGAAGGAGAUCAAGGUUUUCUCAAUCGUGAUCAAACAGAUGAAUGGAAAGGCUGGAUGCAAAUUGUCAUUUUGAUAUAUCACUAUCUCGCUGCCUCUGGUACUUCAGGAAUCUACAACCCUAUUCGUGUUUUGGUAGCUGCCUACCUUUUCCAGACUGGUUAUGGUCACUUCUUCUUUUUCUACAAGAAGGGUGAUUUUGGCAUCGCAAGAUUCAUGAACGUCAUGGUCCGCCUCAACCUGUUAACUGUAGUCCUAGAGUAUGCUAUGAACACCAAUUAUCUCAGCUACUACUUCACACCCCUCGUCAGCUUCUGGUUCAUCAUCAUUUGGACAAUGAUGUAUAUUGGCAACGCAUAUAACAAGAACCCUUGGUUCCUUCUCGGCAAAAUGGCAGUAUUCAUGGCUAUCACCACUUAUAUCAUAAAAGGAGAAGGAAUUAUGAAGGCUAUUUUCGAUAUCUUUGAGCUCUUAUUCAACAUUCACUGGAAUCCAGUUGAAUGGCAAUUCCGUCUCUCUUUGGAUGCUUGGAUCGUUUACAUCGGCAUGCUCUGUGCCUUCAUCACUAUCAAGUUCGGAGAGAUGAAGGUUAGCGAGAGACCUCAAUGGCCAAUGAUCAAACGCUUAUCCAUAAUUGUGUCUAUCGUGGCUAUGUUUUGGUAUUUCUGGUUCGAACUCUCUCAGCCUGGUAAAGUGGAAUACAAUGCCUAUCAUCCUUAUAUCUCCUGGAUUCCGAUCAUUUCUUUCAUCAUUCUUCGCAAUGCAACUCUCAAGCUUCGAAACACAUCUUCCACUCUAUACGCGUUCAUCGGUAAAUGCUCACUUGAGACCUUCAUUGGCCAGUUCCAUAUGUGGCUGGCCGCAGACACCAAAGGUUUACUAGUUGUACUUCAACCUGCUGGAUGGGUCCGAGGUCUCGGAUGGUGGAUCAACAUGUUUGUUUCAACGGCAUUGUUUGUCUAUGUCUCAUACUGGCUCAGCCAGUCUACCGGUGAGAUCACAGCUUAUUUGUGUGCGAAAUCUCCUGCGCCUGAGGCAGGCCGUCAACACAAUGCAACAGGUCAAGAUGGCGUUCCAUUGUUACCCACCAACCUGACCCCCGAAGAGCAGCAAUUACGACUAGAGAACGAAGAGGUCUUGAUCCGACCACAGAAACGGGGAAUAUUGGAUUCUGUCGAGUCUAUUUGGCAGGACUUAAGAGUUAGAAGUGUUUUCAUCCUUCUACUACUAGCUGUUAUUAAUCAUUUUUGUUGAUGAAAAACUGUACACAUGCAUUGCAUCGAAUAUAUCCUUGCAAGUCAUUUUGUUUUUUCUUGCACAUAAAAACUAUAGGUAUUGCACUGUAAUAAAAAUCUUAAAUCUCUACAAAUAUG